AUGGGCGACACAAAUCGAUACUUCUUCCGCGGCGAGUCGGUUCGCUCCGGCCUCAGCGUCGUCGACGUCGACUUGGACAGGAAGUGUCCGAGAAGAAGUUCUCUGGUGCUUUCCGGCACAACCCCAGCAGGAGUGUUCAUAGGCUCCAUCUACGCCAUCCUAGCUCCGGCCUUCGACCUCAGCCAGCCCGUGACCAAGUCCAAAGUUCUCGCCUGGGUCCAAAUCACAGGACGUGCCGGCUUGGAGUCUCAGGCAAAGUUCGUCCAGGUCGGGCAGAUCAAAGAGAAGGCCUGGGACGAGAUCAGGGCGGGAUGCGUAGCUUUUCUUCAAAAGCUGCCGACGGACAGGAAGGUCCUGGUUGAUAUUGCCAAAGCCGUUGAGGAAGAAGUGCCCGACUUUAGAAAACAAUGGGAUUCGCAUCGCGGCAAUAAUCUGUGGCUACAAUUGGCAGACCAAGGACCAGAUCAACGACUCGCAAAGUUCACGAUUCAAGCCAACUCACUUUCGAAGACAUUCGAGAUCAAGGACCACGAUGGCGAGUUCGCGCAAGAAUUUUAUAACAACCUGAAACCAAUUUCGUUGGACAGCACCAAAAGCAUCACUUUACUGAUACGGCGGCUUGACCAUAUCGCGAGAUUUCGGUUCAUGAGAGAUAUGAAGAGUUCUGUACCAUCCCUUGAUCACCAGAUCUCUGUCACGAUGGUUUCGGAUCCAAACGAGGCCGACGCCGAACCUUCGGCUGGGGCACAGAAGGCUGGUAUUCCAGGCGGGCCGUACCCAGUGGUACAUGAGCAGGACGUCUUUCUGGUUGUAAGAAAUAACUCGGCAUCUCACAUGGGCUUUUCCUUGAUCGACUUUUGCUCAGAGUUCGGUAUCAAGCAAGUCUGGCCCUGCGGACAAGGAUUCAAAGGCAUCGGGCCGAGGGAGAGACUGGUUAUCACGACAACUUUGGGCAUUCCUACUCAUCUGCUGAACUACGCCAAAGCCCAAGGGGGCGUGAUGGAAACUCUGAAGCUUUUUGCAGUGCGGCCCUCAACAAGCCUUCAUAUGCUCGAGAUCCCCACUCUUGAGGCGUUGGAAUCGCCGCCGGAAUUUCGCGGGGAGCAUGAAAAUACUGAUCUCACGCCCACCGAACUGUACGAGCUGCUUGGACAGAGCGAUAUCCCACUUCGAGGGGCAACGUGUUAUGAGGUUGUUGAGCAUUGGCAAGCGAUCAACGUCUCCUUCUGCAUCAAGCCAAGUUCCAUGGAAGGGGAAGAUGAAAUGUCAGACUCGCAACUGAGCGAGGAGGCAUUGAACUUGUGUUCUGAUGAUUAG
Colletotrichum karsti is the source of this 1317-nucleotide messenger RNA. RefSeq lists its product as uncharacterized. NCBI's taxonomy places the organism in Eukaryota, Fungi, Ascomycota, Sordariomycetes, Glomerellales, Glomerellaceae. The transcript has a single exon. Bases 1 to 1317 code for a protein of 438 amino acids. The record is from RefSeq and is a predicted model, not a curated record.